Archocentrus centrarchus (flier cichlid) is the source of this 3512-nucleotide messenger RNA. RefSeq names its product solute carrier family 17 member 6a (gene slc17a6a). NCBI's taxonomy places the organism in Eukaryota, Metazoa, Chordata, Actinopteri, Cichliformes, Cichlidae. Gene Ontology annotation, cellular component: synaptic vesicle membrane; excitatory synapse. The transcript has 12 exons. The coding region runs from base 411 to 2156 and encodes 581 amino acids. Gene Ontology annotation, molecular function: L-glutamate transmembrane transporter activity; neurotransmitter transmembrane transporter activity. Gene Ontology annotation, biological process: regulation of synapse structure or activity; transmembrane transport; neurotransmitter loading into synaptic vesicle. The record is from RefSeq and is a predicted model, not a curated record.
CCUCAGGUUAGACUUGAGCUCCGUUCAUCUCCGCCUGCUCAAGCCUCUCACAUUCCCAGUUUCUCAAAGAAUUGAAUCAAAAUCCUCCAAACUGUUAUCUUCAGCGUUGCCGUUUUCUUAUCGCUGGCUGGAUCUUAAGAUGGCACUGUACGGAUUAACAUUGCGCAAGGCAAAAGCGGACUUAUUUGACUGCUGUUUUGUGACUGUGAAACCAACCCUUUCAGACUGAACGCGUUUCUCGUCUUUCUCCAAUUUCUGGCGCAUCUUUGUUUUUUCUGGACACCGAGAUGCUUUUCGCUGAAGAGAAGUAGGCGCGUUAUUUCUUUUGGAUUAAUAUCUUAACAAUAUGCUUGUUAAUGUUGCACUUCCAUUUGUUAUAGUAUUAUAGAAUUUUUAAAGAUAAUUUGGAUAUGGAGCCAGGCAAGGAAAAAGCUCUCCCUACUACUAAAGAGGGGAUAAAACAAAUCGCCGGAAAGGCCCUCGGGGCUCUGUACAGGAGAAUUGAAAAGAAGCAGCAAACAGGUGAGGCGAUCGAGCUGACGGAAGAUGGGAGACCAAGAGAGGACCAGGAGCGGAAGACGCCCCUGUGUGACUGCACAUGCUUCGGGCUUCCGCGCAGAUACAUCAUCGCUAUGCUGAGCGGGCUCGGCUUCUGCAUCUCCUUCGGUAUCCGGUGUAACUUGGGUGUGGCCAUCGUCAGCAUGGUCAAUAACAGCACAGUCCAUCAAAAUGGCAAGAUAAUCAUCAAAGAGAAAGCAAAAUUCAACUGGGACCCAGAGACUGUGGGGAUGAUUCACGGUUCCUUCUUCUGGGGCUACAUAAUUACUCAGAUUCCGGGAGGGUAUAUCUCCUCCAGACUGGCUGCAAACAGAGUUUUUGGUGCUGCCAUCGUGCUGACAUCCACCCUGAACAUGUUCAUUCCCUCCGCUGCCCGAGUGCACUAUGGAUGUGUCAUCUUUGUGAGGAUAUUACAAGGGUUGGUGGAGGGAGUGACUUAUCCGGCUUGCCACGGGAUCUGGAGUAAAUGGGCUCCACCGCUGGAAAGAAGUCGUCUGGCCACCAUCUCCUUUUGUGGAUCAUAUGCUGGUGCAGUGGUCGCCAUGCCUCUGGCAGGGAUCCUGGUCCAGUAUACAGGAUGGUCUUCUGUCUUCUAUGUGUAUGGAUCCUUCGGGAUAGUUUGGUACAUGUUCUGGGUUUUGGUGUCUUAUGAAAGCCCAGCAGAGCAUCCAACCAUUACCGAAGAGGAGCGUCGUUACAUCGAGGAGAGCAUUGGUGAAAGUGCCCAGCUGAUGGGCGCAAUGGAAAAAUUCAAGACUCCCUGGAGGAAAUUCUUCUCCUCUAUGCCUGUCUAUGCAAUCAUUGUGGCCAACUUCUGCAGAAGCUGGACCUUUUAUCUGCUUCUCAUCAGUCAGCCUGCGUACUUUGAAGAAGUUUUUGGCUUUGAGAUCAGCAAGGUUGGAAUUCUGUCAGCUCUCCCUCACUUGGUCAUGACCAUCAUCGUGCCUUUAGGAGGCCAGUUAGCAGACUACCUGCGAACUCACAACAUCAUGUCCACCACUACGGUGCGGAAAAUCAUGAACUGUGGAGGCUUCGGCAUGGAGGCUACUCUUUUACUAGUGGUUGGUUAUUCUCACAGUAAGGGGGUGGCCAUCUCUUUCUUAGUUCUGGCGGUGGGUUUUAGCGGCUUUGCAAUAUCAGGUUUCAAUGUGAACCAUUUAGACAUUGCUCCUCGCUAUGCCAGCAUCCUCAUGGGCAUUUCCAAUGGUGUGGGAACCCUAUCAGGGAUGGUCUGCCCUCUUAUAGUGGGAGCAAUGACAAAACACAAGACCCGUGAAGAGUGGCAGUAUGUCUUCCUCAUUGCUUCACUGGUGCAUUACGGAGGCGUGGUAUUUUAUGGUCUCUUCGCAUCUGGGGAGAAACAGCCAUGGGCUGACCCCGAAGAAACCAGUGAAGAGAAGUGUGGUUUUAUAGAUGAGGAUGAGCUGGCUGAGGAGACCGGCGACAUCACCCAGAGUUAUGGCGCAAUGGGUGGUCCGGCGAAAAGCUACGGGGCCACGGCACAGCUAAACGGAGGCUGGGUGCAGGACUGGGAUAAGACGGAGGAAUAUGUACAGGAGCCAGCAGGAAAGAUGUACACUCAGCGUGGCUACUCUUAAACCAGACAGUUGUGGUGAGUCUGCCUACAAAAAAAAAAAAAAAAAAACCAGACUCUCCAUCACCACUUGCACAAAUAAGCAUUAUAUUAGAUGUUUAAAUCCAUUCUGUGUGUUAAAGUAAAAGAAGUUUCAAAAGCCAAUGUAAAGAACUAGUUAAUUGCAAUGCAGAACAAUCCUCAUUAGAUCCUCAUGUUUCUCAUUACAUCUACCUAGAGUAGGUCUUCACUAGAUAGACAGGAGUUGUAAAAUAAACUGCAGACCUAUGUUGUUCUGCUAUUUAGGACCCAAAAGUCAUCAGUCUACUUGAACAACAUGAGCCAAACGACACUGCAGUUGACCAUCAUGUAGGGUCUUUCUCUGAAAUACCACUCUUAUUGCACUGAAAGUAUUCUAAAAACAAGAUUCUGUUACUCAAAUAUGUUUUAUGUACUGUAUAUACCUGUAUACUGUUUCUGUGAGACUAUCGUGAAUUUUGGGUCGUUGAUCUGUGUGAACAUUAAUAUAAAAGGCCAUAUUUUUCAUGGACAGUACCUCUUCAGGGAGAUGUCUGCUUGCAAAAAAGGUCUUCUUCUUCUCGAGCAAGGCCUGUAAUACAAUAAAAGACAAAAAUAGCGUGAGUGAAGUUGAACCGUAGACAUUUAGUGUGUUUGUUGCAUGAAUUUUGCUCAGAUCAAUGUUUCAGAUGCAGCCGCCUCACAGCCACUGAUAGUCCCCAUUCAGCCUACCGCUUUGUUCUUAGGUAAGCAUCUCCUGCCAUUAAAAAUAAUGAGAUGAACUUUCAUAAUCAGGUUCUGGUCGUGACGUGAGACAAAUCAAAAAAGUUGUGAAGGCAACUGCUGCUCAGAAAACAUUGACUAUUGAUGUUUGGUGUGCACUGCAAUAAAUUUUGUGUACCAGCUGCCACCCAUCACAUUCUGUUUUGUAACGUAACACUGGCUUGCUGUAUCUAACUGUAAUUGUUUUGGAGUCAUGUGAUGAUCAACAUUAAGGUGUGUGUUUUAAUGAAUUACUAGUGUCUGGAAAGUCCAGCUUUCGUGCUCAUGAUGCAGGAGGAAUGCAGCACUAUGUAUGAACAACCAAGUUUUGUGAUCCCUCGAUGUUCCUUGGUUGUCGUCAUUGUCACCGAAAGUACUUUAUUGACACGUUGAUAUUGUCGCAUACGAGUGGACCUGAUGAAUUAAUAGAUGGCUCUUCCACCUGACUUUAUUUGCUCUUUAAACACUUUUAUUCAUUUUGCUGUAUGAAAUCUGCAAGGAUGUUUAAAAUAUAUGAAUAUCUAAGAAUGUUUAUGAUGACCAAAAGAUGCUAUUAUGGCUUUGUGCCUGAAGAUUAUGUAAACAGAUAAUUGUGAUUUUA